Molecule: messenger RNA, 810 nt
Organism: Striga asiatica
Lineage: Eukaryota; Viridiplantae; Streptophyta; Magnoliopsida; Lamiales; Orobanchaceae
Source: the annotation of a GenBank genome assembly
CAAAGGCAUUGGUCACAAUCUCAAAUCACGAAAAGGCCGAACAAUUUCCGAAUUCUAGGCCCAACUUAGUCUGUUGUAACUUCUAAAGAAAUAAAUGCAGGGCAACAAAUACGAACAAUUUGGGGUGGAGCUGUAACAAAAGGGGUCUUUUCUUUACAAAUCGAAGCCAUAUGAAAUUCACACACUCAUCAGAAGAACAGACAUGGAUUGUUGAGAAUCUCUUGCGGAAUCUACGAGUCAAUUAGUGAAACUGCUCGAUAGUGCAACCUCAUCUUUACCUUGCUGUCCGUGUGAAUAGGAACAGGUUCAAGGAUGUACAGUAAGGAUUCGUAUUCUAGAAUUCUGCAAGCGUUCCAUUAAAACCCUCAUCCUCUCGAUAACUACAUUCAGGCUUUCUAUAUUUGCUUGAGACACAAUGAAUCAUCAAUACGGCGAAGAUCAAGACCGAGUAAGUGUGGCUGGUUUCGACGUGCCCGACUCGCCUGACUCGAGCUACACUAGUGCCUCCUACCCAGGGAAUGAAGACGAGGGGCGGGACCCACCGGCCUUGCCACCUCACCUUCAGCACACCCUAUUGAACCGCCAGGUGGAUCCUGACUGGGGGGCUGCGGCCCCCCAGAACGUGACAGUUAAUCACCUCUACAUAGAAAACAGGGAGGCGCCUAGGUCGGUUGUUGGCCUAGGGGUAACUCACCGUUUUCGGUCGAAAUACGUGACGGUUGUGCUCUACAAGCCCGUUCGAAAUACGUGAAGCGGGAUUUGAAUUCGUUGUUAUUGUUGUUAUUUAUUGUUAUUAUUAUUAUUAUUAUU